This is a messenger RNA of Blastomyces dermatitidis ER-3, 507 nucleotides long. Its product is annotated as mitochondrial chaperone bcs1. The coding region runs from base 1 to 507 and encodes 168 amino acids. The record is from RefSeq and is a predicted model, not a curated record. Gene Ontology annotation, biological process: mitochondrial respiratory chain complex III assembly; protein insertion into mitochondrial inner membrane from matrix. The transcript has 3 exons. Gene Ontology annotation, cellular component: mitochondrial inner membrane. Gene Ontology annotation, molecular function: ATP hydrolysis activity; ATP binding. NCBI's taxonomy places the organism in Eukaryota, Fungi, Ascomycota, Eurotiomycetes, Onygenales, Ajellomycetaceae.
AUGAGUCAUCAGUUGCUUGACAGUAUCUCCCUGUCAGAGGGACAAAAGAAAGAAGUUUGCAAUGACAUGUGCAGUUUCUUGAAUGCUCAGUCAGUCCAUCUACCACGCCGUUGUAUCCUCCUCAUUGAAGAUAUCAACAGUGCCGGAAUCAACCGCGAGGAAAUGCGAGCUCUACAGCAGAAGGACAGUGUGAGGCAAAACAACCAAGUAUCACUCUCCAGCCUCUUGAAUGCAAUCAAUGGUGUCUCAUCCUCUGAUGGGAGAGUCUUGGUCAUGAUCACAAACUGUCAAGAUCAACUUGAUGCGGCCCUUAUCCACUCAGAAUGUGUGGACAAGAAAGUGAAAUUUACACUGAUGUUAAUGAAACAAAUACAAUCGAUUUUCCAGCAUAUGUACAUUCAUGAAGGCCACACCAAUCCUGCAGAAAUGGCUGCUGAGUUCGCCAAACAUGAUGACUCUACUAGUACUGUUAGAGAAGCUCAGGAGCAAUUCACAACAAAGGAGUGA